Messenger RNA from Xiphophorus couchianus (Monterrey platyfish), 3270 nucleotides. It is a transcript of the gene bmpr1aa, whose product is annotated as bone morphogenetic protein receptor, type IAa. Gene Ontology annotation, cellular component: signaling receptor complex; plasma membrane. The record is from RefSeq and is a predicted model, not a curated record. Gene Ontology annotation, molecular function: transmembrane receptor protein serine/threonine kinase activity; ATP binding. The transcript has 12 exons. NCBI's taxonomy places the organism in Eukaryota, Metazoa, Chordata, Actinopteri, Cyprinodontiformes, Poeciliidae. Bases 509 to 2146 code for a protein of 545 amino acids. Gene Ontology annotation, biological process: cell surface receptor protein serine/threonine kinase signaling pathway; protein phosphorylation; cellular response to growth factor stimulus.
UGAGGCGUCCUGUCUGGGGGAGGAUCUCUGCCAGGUUUGUAACAAGCAGCAACAGAGUGAGAGAUCGCGGAGCUGGAAGGAGGACCGAUCCUGGAAAUAUUUCUGGAAAAACGUUUGGAAAUAAGAUUUUCUGAUCGCUCCCAGCCGCCCCGGCUCUGGAUUUAUGUAUCUGGAUUGUUUGGAAGACAAUCCUGGAAUCAUUUGGGAAUAAAGACUAAAGAGAUCAAUAUAAAGACCGGCUGCCUUCAGACUACAUUUCCCAUGGGGCCGUUCUCAGUCCUGCUCUCUGUUGCAUCAUGGAGCCUCCAGUCAGGGUUUCGGACCUACAGAACCAGUGAGACCCAGCAGAACCUGAGGUGUUGAUUCUUCUGGACCCAGUUGUUCCCCUCCCCAACCUGCUGCUGCCGCCGACCCGCCGCCAGCCCGUCCUGCUGUGGGCCGAUCAGAACCAGCGUCUCUGGGAGCGAAGCUGCUGCUGUGUUGUUCUGGGCCCGGUUCUGGCUACAGGAUGGCGGUUCUGACCGGUCUGCUUGCUGCUCUCCUGCUAGCUCUCAGAACCCAUGCUGCAGGUCAGAACCCGGACCAUGUUCUGCUGGGGACCGGCGUGAACCCGGAGGCCCGGCGACCCGGAGAGGACUCCACCAUCGCCCCCGAGGAUCUGCCCCGCUUCCUCAGCUGCUACUGCUCCGGACACUGUCCUGACGACGCCAUCAACAACACCUGCCGAACCAACGGUCAGUGCUUCGCCAUCAUCGAGGAAGACGAUAACGGAGAGAUCCAGCUCGCCUCCGGCUGCAUGAAGUACGAAGGCUCCCACUUCCAGUGCAAGGACUCCCCCAACGCUCUGCCCAGGAGGACCAUCGAGUGCUGCAACACAGACUUCUGCAACGAGGACCUGAGGCCCACGCUGCCGCCACGGGUCUCCGCCGGUAGGUGGCUUGUCGGGUCGGGUCUGCAGAACCCGACCCGACCUCUGACCCACCUCUCUGUCUCUGCAGAGAGCAGCUCUCAUUGGCUGGCCUUCAUCAUCUCCAUGACGAUCUGCUGCUGCACCCUGAUCUGCCUCUCAAUCGUCUUCUACUACAGGUACAAGUGGCAGACGGAGCGGGAGCGUUACCCCAAAGACUUGGAGCAGGAAGUCUUCAUCCGAGGAGGAGAGUCACUCAAAGACCUGAUCCACCAGUCACAGAGCUCAGGCAGCGGCUCAGGGCUCCCCCUGCUGGUCCAGCGGACCAUCGCCAAGCAGAUCCAGAUGGUGCGUCAGAUCGGGAAGGGUCGCUACGGCGAGGUGUGGCUCGGCCGCUGGAGGGGAGAGAAAGUGGCCGUCAAGGUGUUCUUCACCCGGGAGGAGGCCAGCUGGUUCAGGGAGACGGAGAUCUACCAGACGGUCCUGAUGAGACACGAGAACAUCCUGGGCUUCAUCGCAGCGGACAUUAAAGGUUCUGGCGCCUUCACGCAGCUCUUCCUCAUCACAGACUACCAUGAGAGCGGCUCCCUGUACGACUUCCUGAAGGUCAACACGCUGGACGCCGCGGCGCUGCUGCGGCUGGCCUACUCUGCUGCCUGCGGCCUCUGCCACCUGCACACCGAGAUCUACGGCACGCAGGGCAAGCCGGCCAUCGCCCACCGGGACCUGAAGAGCAAGAACAUCCUGGUGAAGAAGAACGGCACCUGCUGCAUCGCCGACCUGGGCCUCGCCGUCAAGUUCAACAGCGACACCAGCGAGGUGGAUGUCCCUCUGAGCAGCCGGGUCGGAACCAGGCGCUACAUGGCCCCGGAGGUUCUGGACGACAGCCUCAACAAGAACCACUUCCAGGCCUACAUCAUGGCCGACAUGUACAGCUACGGCCUCGUCGUCUGGGAGAUGAGCAGACGCUGCGUCACCGGAGGUAUGGUGGAGGACUACCAGCUGCCAUAUUUCAACAUGGUGACCUCUGAACCCUCCUAUGAGGACAUGCUGGAGGUGGUUUGUGUUAAAGGCCUUCGGCCCUCAGUGUCCAACCGCUGGAACAGCGACGAGUGCCUUCGAGCCAUGCUGAAGCUGAUGUCAGAGUGUUGGGCCCACAACCCCGCCUCCCGCCUCACCAUCCUCAGAGUGAAGAAGACUCUGGCCAAGAUGGUGGAGUCCCAGGACAUGAAGAUCUGAAGCAGAUCCUCAUCUUCCUCCUCCUUCCUCUGCUGCCUCCAGAUUCACCCGACUCAUUCAACCUGGACCGGACCGGACCGGACCGGACCAGAGCGCUUCUCCCAGGCUGCCUCCUUCAUCUGCAGGAGGAAGAGGAGGAGAAACGGGGAGAUGGAAGGAGCUUCCUCAGAGCUGAACUGUGUCCCUCCUCCUCUUCCUCCUCCUAUUCAUCCAGAUGAGACAGCCGGCCUCCACGCUUUCUGUGAAAGCCAAACGAGACGGAAAGAUCCUGAACUGAGACCAGCUGAGCGGAGAGAAGCAGCCCAGUUUAGAUGUUGUUUGUUUCUCCUGCCAUCCAGGAAUUGAUCUUCAUCUCCCAGCAGCUUCUUUCUGGACCGAUUCAGAAAAAUCAAAGUUUAACGCUGAGCUUCGCCUGAGAGCUCUGGAGUCCAGGUCUGCCGUCCAGUUUCUCAGUCAGACACAUAGGGGCGGGGCUUCAGACGAAGCUCCACCCACUAUCUGAUCAACACAGGAAGUGACAGAGUUUGAGAACCAAUCAGAUCAAAGAAUCCUGCAGGUUUUCAUCACCAAGUCAGAAAUGAGUUGAACUUCAGAGGAACUGCUGCCUGGAGCCAUCUGCUCCCCUCUGAUGGAUGGAUGUUUGAUUUGUGAUGUGGUCACAUGACCUGCGUCCUCUCUGGGUCCUCCAGCCUCCAGUUUGACCACCACAGACCCUGGAGCUCCAGUGAAACCAUCAGGAAUGUUGGACCUUUCAUCCUGGUUCUGCUCCGUUUACCAGAUCAAAUCUCUAAACACUCCAGAAGGUUCUGAUCCCAGAACAGAAAUCUGUUUCUGCAGCCCUGCUAACGGUUUCCCUCCACUUCCAGUCUUUGUGCUAAGCUACGCUAACAGCUCCCUGAAGCUGAAAAUGUGGGACUGUCCCUUUAAGUGGAGCAGCAGGACGCUGCGGUUGCUGCAGCUCUGUGUAAAAAUAAAAGGCCAGAAUCGGAAGAAGCUCUCAUGUGGAAAUGUUUCCUGUUGUUCUGUUGUUGUUUGUUGCUGCAUGUGUUUAACAAGAAAAUGAAAAACUUCAGUCUGUCCAAGUCAGCAGUUUGGAAGUAAAGAAGCUGAAUUUAGUCCAGAAA